Messenger RNA from Epinephelus lanceolatus (giant grouper), 2746 nucleotides. It is a transcript of the gene enox1, whose product is annotated as ecto-NOX disulfide-thiol exchanger 1. The record is from RefSeq and is a predicted model, not a curated record. Gene Ontology annotation, biological process: ultradian rhythm. Gene Ontology annotation, molecular function: NADH dehydrogenase activity; RNA binding; protein disulfide isomerase activity. Gene Ontology annotation, cellular component: external side of plasma membrane; plasma membrane. Lineage: Eukaryota; Metazoa; Chordata; Actinopteri; Perciformes; Serranidae.
UCCACAGGUGGACUGUGAGUGUCGCUGUGACUGGAUGAACCCGUCUGACCACCUGUCCGCUGAUCCAUCAUCCCUCCAUCGCUGCAGCCGUCAGAGGAAGGAUCUGAUGAGAGAGGAGAGAAGAGACGACCUGCGAUGGCCGGCGCAGCUGAUGGUGUAGGCAGUCUGGGUGCAGAGCAGAAUCACCUGAGCGUCCCCGUCACAGAUCAUGGAGCCUGGGCAACGGCCAUGAACAACAUGGGCAUCAUGCCUGUGGGCAUCAGCGGGCAGCAGCUGGUCUCAGACUCUCUGUGCAUCCAGAGGUUCGACCCCGGGUUGGGACUCAUCGCUCCCAUAAACCCCCUGAUGGCGGGCAUCAGCCUGGUUCCGCCCCCGCCCGUACCCCCCGACAUGCCGCUCAUCAAGGAGAUCAUCCACUGCAAGAGCUGCACUCUGUUCCCCCAGAACCCCAACCUGCCCCCUCCGUCGACUCGGGAGCGGCCCCCCGGCUGUAAGACAGUGUUUGUUGGCGGUCUGCCGGAGAACGCCACAGAGGAGAUCAUCAGGGAGGUGUUCGACCAGUGUGGUGACAUCAUUGCCAUCCGCAAGAGCAAGAAGAACUUCUGCCACAUCCGCUUCAGUGAGGAGUUCAUGGUGGACAAAGCUCUCUACCUGUCAGGGUACAGAAUGCGUAUCGGCUCCAGCACUGAUAAAAAGGACUCGGGGAGGAUCCACGUAGACUUUGCCCAGGCCAGAGAUGACCUGUAUGAGUGGGAGUGUAAACAGCGCCUACUGGCACGAGAGGAACGCCAUCGCCGCAAAAUCCACGAAGACCGACUGCGACCACCGUCUCCUCCUCCCAUAGUGCACUUCUCUGAACACGAGGCGGCCAUGUUGGCAGAGAGACUGAAAGAUGACAAUAAGUUCAGCGAGGCCACGGCGGUGCUGUUCACCUGGAUCGACCGCGGCGAAGUCAAUCGACGGACCGCCAAUAACUUCUACUCCAUGAUCCAGUCGGCCAACAGCCACGUCCGGCGGCUGAUGAGUGAGAAAGCUCAGCACGAGGAGGAGAUGGAGCGCGCCAAGGAGAUCUUCAAGAACGCCCUGCUGGCCAUCUUAACCCAGUUCGAGCAGAUCACCGCCGUUUUCACCGCCGCCACCAGGCAAAAGGCAUGGGACCAUUUCUCAAAAGCACAGCGCAAGAACAUAGACAUUUGGCGCAAGCAGUGUGAGGAGCUGAGAAACGCCCACAGUGAAGAGAUCAUGGGCAUCAGAAGGGAGGAGGAGAUGGAGAUGUCAGACGACGACUUGGAUGAAAAUCCCUGUAAGAGGAUGCGCACGGAGGAGAACGGAGUGUGUGAUCAGACUCAGGCGUCUCUGAAGGAGGAGAACGACUCUCUGCGAUGGCAGCUGGACGCCUACAGGAACGAGGUGGAGCUGCUGAGAAAGGAGCAGAGUAGAACCAGCCGACCGGACGACGAUCACACACAGACACACCCACACAGCGCAGAAACUCAGAUCCAGCUGCUGCAGCAGAACAUGCACAACAUGCAACAGCAACUGCUGAGCCUGCAGGAGAAGCUGAAGAGUAAAGAAGCGGAGCUGGAGCAGGCGAGAGAGGAGCACCGCUACCUGGAGGGGGAGGUGCUCGCCCUGAGAGACAAGCUGCUGAACGGGAACGUGGAGGCUGUGGAGGGAACCAACGGAGAGCUCCAUGAAAAGGUGAUGAACGGGUGUGUCCCUUCAGUGUACCUGAGCAGAGAGCGGAGGAGUGAGGUCAUCAUGAGAGGAGGAGUGGCCUCAGAGAAGGAGGCUCUGCUGCUGGGCAUUAUAUCGACCUUCCUCCACGUCCAUCCAUUUGGAGCCAACCUGGAGUAUCUGUGGUCGUACAUACAGAGACUGGACUCAAAGGUGUCUGCAGGGGACCUGGAGCGUCUCAUGGUCCGUCUCCCCAGCAUGUUCAAGCAGGAGCUGAGCGGCGUCGGGGCGACUCUAGAGAAACGAUGGAAGUUCUGCGGUUUCGACAGCCUCGGCUCGGCGUGACGCAGGGGGAACGCACACACACACACACACACUGAGAACACACACUGAUGUGUACAGACACACUGAAUCUGCGUGUGUGUGUGCGCGUUCAUCCACGCUGGAUAUACACCGCAGUGUGUGGAGGAGACGGACAUUCACACAGUUCCCCUCUGGAGUCACUGCAGAUAUUCAUCACAGUGAACUGAAACAGGACACUCGGACCUGAAGACGUACUUCCGUCAACAUCUUCACUCUGAUAAUGUUGACGGGGUCUCUGAACCUUAAUCAUGUCCCCGGUUGUCUUGUUGUGGGACACCUGGAGUAUAAAACCCAAACAGACAGAAAGAAAGAAAAGUUAUACCAAAGUUGAUCCUUAACACGUUUGGUUAAAACCAAACUUUGUUACUUUUAUCAACAAAAUAAGAGCAUUCAUUGACCCCUUUGUCCAGAUAUCGGCUCUUUAAUAUCUUGUGGCGUGACGGGACCACAGACAAUGUCCUUCCUCUUUGCGACACUCCAGGGUUUGUUUGGAAAUGUAGCAGAAAAAUCUCAACCCAAUUUCAGAAGUUUACACACCAACUGUUAAAAUCUGUCACCUGACAAACAGAAACUUCUCUGUUGAGUCUGAUCUGGGUUAAAGCCACCAUGGACCUUUAAGGGAGCUUUCAGCCCUAGAGUCGUCUCCUUUGCUCUGAAUCAGGGACUCAUGUUGUUCCAAAGUUGUAUAAUUGCCUAGAGUUGGUUC